AUGCCACACAUCAAACACAACAACAACAACGCGUAUAACAAUCGGCACGAAGUGGUGGCCGAAGAGAUGGCACCGCCGGAACAGCACGUGGUGGCCGCCAACCAUCACCAGCAACAGCACCAGAUUGAACAGUACCUGGAGGAGCACGACCCGUCGGUGACCCGGUGCUGUGUGCCCACGCUGUGCACCGUUGGCCAACUGUUGCACAUGACCAAUUUGACGGACGCCAUCAAGGUGAACUGCAACAACGACAACUGCCGUGAGGGCCGGUAUAUGCAUAAGCGCUGCUUCGAAGAGUGGGAGGAGACGGUGUUGACGUACCUGAGGAGCACCGGCCGCGCCCGCAGUUGGUCCGAGAAGCAGAGGCUCCAGAACUUGUGGACCAAGAAGGGCUAUGAUUUGGCUUAUAAAGCGUGCGGUUGUAAGUGCGGAAGGGGUCACCUGAAGAAGGACUUGGAUUGGAUACCACCGGCGGUGACGACACCCGUCGAGGAGAACAAGAAGCGCCGCAAUCGCAAGAAGCGAAACAAUGACAAACCGACGGUCAAUAUCAGCAGUACUGUCGUCACAAACAACGGCAACACCAAAAACAACAACAACAAUAAUAAUACAACUCUGGUCUCUAUUAGUAACAAUUCAACCAACAAUAAUAGCAAUAAUAAUAAUAACCAUAAUCUAAAUAAUAAUAAUAAUAAUCAUAUGAAUGGCACGACAACCGCCAUAACGUUGGUGUCGCGCGAGUCGGCCGCCGCGGCCAUCCGUAUGCGCUCGUUCUCGAUGUCGUCGACCGGCUCCGGGGGUUCGUCGGACGGCACGUCGCCGCCGAUGUCGUCGGCGGGCGAGUCGUCUGCGUCGCCAAACUUCCGCAAACUGUUCUUCUCGGACGCGUCGAAACGGGAGAGGCAUUCUUCGGGAUCGAUAUUCUCGCGUCGGGCCGACUAUUCGUCGUUCAAUACGCUGCCCCGGCAUAAGAUCAACUCAUACCACAUCAAGAUGGAGGACGACGGCAAUCACGGCAACGACGAGACCCGGUGUUUCAUACUGUCGACACUGUCGGCCAAUAAGAUGGAUCGCACGGCGUGCGUGAUCUGUUCGGGCACCAUGAUCAUCUUUGACCGCUAUCCCCUCAUCGACGGUACGUUCUUCUUGUCGCCCCGACAGCACAAUAAGGCGGCC
This is a messenger RNA of Medioppia subpectinata, 1176 nucleotides long. NCBI's taxonomy places the organism in Eukaryota, Metazoa, Arthropoda, Arachnida, Sarcoptiformes, Oppiidae. The record is from the annotation of a GenBank genome assembly.